Molecule: messenger RNA, 1161 nt
Organism: Cyclocybe aegerita
Lineage: Eukaryota; Fungi; Basidiomycota; Agaricomycetes; Agaricales; Hemipholiotaceae
Source: the annotation of a GenBank genome assembly
AUGGCGAUCGUCGUAACUCCUCCCCUCACCCGCUGGAUCGUCCUCGAUGACACGGACGAGCGAAUCGAGUACUCGGGCUCAUGGUCGGAAGUCGACACGAGGCUGUUCGAUAACGUCGGGAACUUCGGGGCGACGUUUGGUGGUACGCAGCACCUGACGGCGACGCGAGGCAACGGGUUCAACUUCAAAUUCAAUGGCACCAGCGUUCUCGUCCAGGGAACCAUGCCAUCCGUUUCGUUGAGCGCAGCUACCGGCGUGAUCUGGAACUGCAUCAUCGAUGGUGAAGCCUCGACGCAGCCCCGGAGCAACGUAGCGAUGACCUCACUGAACAACUUCGUUUUGUGUCGGUACGACAACCUCACGCCCGGCGAACACACCUUCGGCGUUGAGGUCAUGAACAACGGGGCGAAUUUCUACGUUGAUCGUCUCGCGUACGGAGCGCUGAAUUCCGUCCCGACGUCGUUGAACAAGGUCGUCCAGGUUGGCUAUAAUGAUCGCGGGAUCAUGUACAGCGGCGGAGCCACAGAGUGGACGACACACACGGCAUACGCACCUUCGCUGAAUAGUGAUGAUCCUGGAGCAACGAUUUCGUUCAAUUUCACAGGAACUUCCGUUGCCUGGUAUACCGCCUCUCCGAACGGCAUCGUCAAUGCCUCCCGUGCGAGCUACCAGAUUGACGACGAAGCGCCCGUAACGUUCAACAUCCCAGGCGGCUUCGACGCCCCUCGGCUCAACCAGAAAUACUUCCACACACCCUCUCGUGAGUCAGGAGAUCACAGGUUGACCGUCAAGUACCUCGGGCAGAAAGAGCAGAUGCCACUUUCCCUUGCGUACAUGGAGGUCACGAACAUCCCAACUGUUGCCCCCGGUGCCUCCACCUCAACGGCAGCGCAUGAGGGACAGAACGGAUUACCUUUGGCGCCUAUUGUUGGAGGGUUAGCUGGAGCUCUGUUUUUGUUGGCUAUGAUGGGUCUAUUCGUGUGGUACCGUCUCCGUAGCCGUGCUCGUGCGGCAGCCAAGGCUGCUCCAAUCGCGGCAUACACAGCACCAAUGCGCUCUCAAGCGUCCCCCAUCUCGAUAUCUGGAAGCGAGAAGAAGAAGAUUGGGAGUGUCAAAGCCUCUUCGAAUUCCAAUUCGCCCCCGUUUCUCCUGAUUAUUUAA